AUGCGUCGAUUCUCCUCUCGAAUUACUGACUCAUUAUCGCCGCUGUUAUCGUCGGAGCAAGCCGAGAAACUUUGGCAGAGUAAUGAACGACGUGUGCGCUUUUUGGACGCAUCCUGGUACCUGGACAAAAGCCGCGACGCUAAGGGCGAGUUUUUUCUAGAGCGACUCCCAGGUGCUCAAUUUUUUGAUAUCGAGCAAAUUUCCGACAAGUCGACAACAUUGCCGCACAUGCUACCAGACCCGGAAACAUUUGAGGAUGCUAUGAUGGACCUUGGUGUGGAGAACGAUGACACGGUGAUUGUUUAUGGAGGCAAGCACUGUUUCAGCCCGGCGCGUUGCUGGUGGACAUUUAAGUUCUUUGGUCAUAGCAGCGUGCACAUACUCAACGGUGGUAUCACCAAGUGGAAGUGCGAAAAACGAAAGAUCGAGACGGAUGAGCCUCAAACUGUUCUCGCUGGUAGUCGUUACAAGGCUCAACUUGAUAAAGAUCUUGUGGUAACGUGGGAAGAAGUGCUGAAAAAGAUUGAUACGGACACGCAGAUUGUCGACGCUCGCGGAGCCGCACGAUUCUAUGCAAAGGAGCCUGAACCGCGUCCGGGAAUGCGUGGUGGACACAUCCCAGGGUCCGUCAACGUUCCUUUCAGCACCCUUUUAAAUCCAACUGACUUCUCGCUUUUCCGUGAUCUGGAUGAUAUUAAGCGUGCCUUUGCUGAAGCAAAUGUGAAGACGGACGAAAGUAGCCCGAUUAUCACGAGCUGUGGCUCCGGAGUGACCGCAAGCGUAUUAUCGUUUGGACUGCACUUGAUUGGCAAGCCGCUAGACAAGGCUCCCGUGUAUGACGGAUCGUGGUCGGAGUGGGGCCAACGUAGCGAUCUUCCUCUGGAAACUUAA
Plasmopara halstedii is the source of this 891-nucleotide messenger RNA. Its product is annotated as 3-mercaptopyruvate sulfurtransferase. The record is from RefSeq and is a predicted model, not a curated record. Gene Ontology annotation, biological process: transsulfuration. Gene Ontology annotation, cellular component: mitochondrion. The coding region runs from base 1 to 891 and encodes 296 amino acids. The transcript has 9 exons. Gene Ontology annotation, molecular function: thiosulfate-cyanide sulfurtransferase activity. NCBI's taxonomy places the organism in Eukaryota, Oomycota, Peronosporomycetes, Peronosporales, Peronosporaceae.